CCUCCACCACAAGAGGAAGAGAAGGAGGAGGGGCGGGUGGACUGGAUAUUCCUGCCGGGUUUGGAGAGGAAGGAGCUAAAGGGGAGGAACCUUGCAGACGGCAUGGCAACACACACCUUCAUAAAGUCUGCGGCACACCCGGCCUGCGGCCUCAGUUCGCCUGUCCUCUAACACACCAGCUACAGCUCCCCUGCAGUCAUGCUCAGCCUCAUCAAAUUUCCACGAGUCUUCAGCAUCAAUCAGGUGCCCAAAGUUUUCCAUGAGGACAGCAUCAUUUCUGGGUAUCGGCACCCUCGGAGCUCAGCUACUGACUGCAUCCUCAGCCUCUUCCAGAUGACCAAUGAGACGCUCAACAUCUGGACCCACUUUUUACCCACCUGGUACUUCCUGUGGAAGCUGGUGACAGUGGUGCUGAUGCAGCAGGGAUGGCAGGACACCUUCACCUGGCCUCUGCUGGUCUUCCUCUUCUCCUGCUGCAUCUAUCCCUUGGCAUCCAGCUGUGCACACACCUUUAGCACCAUGUCAGUGCGGGCACGCCACAUCUGCUUCUUUUUUGAUUAUGGGGCGCUCAGUCUUUACAGCCUGGGGUCUGCAAUUGUUUAUUCCUUUUACAUUUUCCCCGACAAGUGGUUGAACAGCACCUUUCACCAGUGGUACAUUCCCAUCGCCAUGGCCAACACCAUCGUCUGCACCAUCCUGGCCUGUUACUCCAGGCUCGGUCUUCCGUUCCUGCAGUAUAACCAUGAUGUUGUUAAAAGAUUACCUGAGAGUCCAAAGUUCAGCAAAUUCUUUCGGAUCCUUGCCUUUGCAUACCCCUACCUGUUUGACAACAUUCCUCUCUUCUACAGGGUGUUUCUAUGCACUGGGGAGGGCUGCACUGACAACGACACCAACAUGCUCCACUAUAAACACAUUGCCUUGGCUUUCAUCACUGGCUUUUUGUUUGCCAUGCGCUUCCCUGAGCGUUUGGCACCUGGCAGCUUCGACUACAUUGGUCACAGCCACCAGCUCUUCCAUGUGUGCGCCAUCAUAGGCACCCACUUCCAAAUGCUGGCCGUGGAGCAGGACCUGGUGAUGAGACGCUCCUGGCUCACCGUUAACUCCAUCCCCAUCUCGUUUGCUAACUCAGUGGGUCCAGCGCUGCUCUGUGUGGUGCUGAAUUUGAUCAUCAUCUUGCUCUUCAGUCUGCCUCUUCUCUCUGCUCCAGCAUGCCAAGAAAGCAAGCGUGAAAAAGAUAAAAAGAAACAGGCAACCAAGCACUGCUCCUGCUACUAAACCUUAAGUUAGAAGAAUAAGUGACUGGAGGAAAAACAAAGAAAUGGUGUAAAAGUAUUCAGCUGUGAUAGCCACUCAAAGUAUUCAAGAGCUGAGCUGAAAAUCAAAGAACACAUUAAGCAAUAAGCUGAAAUGCAGUGAGCACUGUAAUUAAUUCAACUGUUUCUGUGGAAACUUGUUCUUGUAUAGAGCUACAGGUGCAGCAGGUUGGCUGUAAUAUGUGUAGCUCCUUCGUAUGUUUGUACAGAUGUUAUUUUUUACUGAGUUUUCUGAGUGCCGUGCAGGUGGUGAAUGAAGAGACUGCAGGGGACGACAAUGAUGUCAAGUUCCUAAUUCCAUUUUAAUAUUGAACUCAGCUAAAGGCUGAGAUAGUCACUUUAAGUUUUCAUGUUCCUAACACUUCUUCUUCAAUCGUUUAGAUGGCACUGCUGAAUGUUUGGUUUUUGAGGUUGAAUUAUCAGCAUAGUGACGGCCUCAUAAGUGGUGUGGUAACAGAUGUUGCUGAAACUCUUAACCAAGGAUAUUGUCAUAAGAUUCAUGUGUUCAUUUACUUGGAAAAUGCUGCAAUUUCUUGUUUGUUUUGUUUUGAAAAAAGAUGUAAAAAGUAUUUAAGUGAACAGUUAUUUAUUGUAGGUUUUCCAGAUAAAAUUCUUACCUCACCUGAAUUUCUAUCUUUGGAUAACUUUCUGUGGUUUGUUAAACUAAUGUCAUUGUACCAGUUAAAACCUUUUAAAGCUAAUAAACCAAGCAGAGCUGCUUAUAUCUGUGA
Cyprinodon tularosa is the source of this 2044-nucleotide messenger RNA. RefSeq names its product membrane progestin receptor gamma-B-like. The record is from RefSeq and is a predicted model, not a curated record. The transcript has 8 exons. NCBI's taxonomy places the organism in Eukaryota, Metazoa, Chordata, Actinopteri, Cyprinodontiformes, Cyprinodontidae. Gene Ontology annotation, molecular function: signaling receptor activity. Gene Ontology annotation, cellular component: membrane. The coding region runs from base 199 to 1275 and encodes 358 amino acids.